AUGAUGGAACAGCAGCUUAGAAGUCGCAGCUUCCAGCCCGUUGCUGUGGUUGACUUUUGCCUGGCAGCAGGCUUGAUGCAGCACCAAGUGGCCAUCGUCACCGGCGGGGGUACGGGCAUCGGAAAGGCCAUCGCGACCGAGCUCCUGCAUCUAGGGUGUAAUGUGGUCAUUGCAUCCCGUGAGUCUGAUAGAUUAAAAUCUGCCGCAGAUGAACUGAAGGCCAGUCUGCCUCCUACCAGCCAGGCUCAAGUCACUCCCAUAAAAUGCAACAUCUGUAAUGACGAGGAGGCGAAUAAUUUGGUCAAAGCCACCUUAGACUUUUAUGGUCAGAUCAGUUUCUUGGUAAACAAUGGAGGAGGCCAGUUCUUCUCUCCUUCUGAACACAUCAGUUCAAAGGGGUGGAAUGCUGUGAUUGAAACCAAACUGAUGGGUGCCUUCUACAUGUGCAAAGCAGGCAAGCAUAGUGGAGCUGCCAGAGAAGGUGUUUACAACCUCACCAAAUCCUUAGCGGUGGAAUGGGCCAGCAGUGGAAUAAGGAUCAAUUGUGUUGCCCCUGGAAUCAUUUAUUCCCAGACUACUUUUAACAACCAUGGUCAUUUGGCAAUAGACUUAUUUGAAGGGUACUUUCAGAAAAUCCCAGCUAAAAGACUUGGAGGUCUUGAGGAGGUCUCCACCUUGGUGUGCUUCCUGCUAUCUCCUGCAGCUUCCUUUAUCACCGGACACUUGGUGGAUGUGGAUGGGGGCCAAUCUCUGUACACACACUCAUUUGAGAUACCAGAUCAUGACAGCUGGCCCAAGGGAGUAGGGGACCUUUCUUCUGUCAAAAGGAUUAAACAGUCUUCUAAGCAAAGAGGCAAGCUCUAGGCUAAGGAAACAUGGAAGUGUCCUUUGUCCCCAAAUGCCUUAACAUCUCAACCAUGCACUUCUAUACUUUACAGGAACAUAUAAUCUGUAUGGAAAACUUACAUUCUGAUUUUUUAAUGUUAUCAAUUACAUCUAUGCAAAAACUAUUCCCGAAAUAAAUGCAUUUUUAAGUCCCAACCAAUGCCCUUUAGCUUGUGAUCAAAAAAAUUUUAGGAAUGGAAGUUAACAUACUUUAUGAUUAUACUUUUUAUUUCUAAGAAUGGUAUUUGAAAAGUGAAAUAUUUCAAGUUAAUGAUAGGGGUAUCAUGACCUCCCAAAAGGAUAUAAUAUUUAAUUGUAAAGGUAGGCAGUAAAUCUACAUUGUGGCAUCAUUAUGAUUUUUACCACAGAAAUAUACAAAGAAUCAUUUUUGGUGGCAGAUAUAAUACUUUUGGAUCAGUAAAGCUUUAUGUAAUUAUUGCUGUGUGGUUUGUUCAUGAAGCCAAAUUUGUGUAAACCCUCUUAAUUAAAAAGAAAAAUAAAGUCAUAAGUAGUAUUUUUUGCAGUGCUUGAUAUGUGUCUUGAUUUCUUAGCCAAGGAUUCCUCUUUCUCCAUGUUUCUCCUUUUGUACGCAAAAAAAUUUUUUAUUUAGAAUUUAUGCAGUUGUAUUAGGGUUCUGUUUUCUUCCUUCAAUUUAUCCUUUCUGGCAAUCAGUCCCGAUUUAUGAAGUGCCAUCUACAAAUUAUGUAUGUUCAUUUCUUCUCUUAAUCAAUUAAACCUCUUUAAAGUGACUUAUUCCCUCUUGAAGUGAAGUAGUUUCUUCAUCAGUAACAGUCAGUUCAAAGUAUAUGAUUGACCAAGCUCUGGGGUGCGGGGCCCAGAAUCUGUAAUUUUUGCAGCAUCCCAAGCAGGUCUGGGACCAGGAUGAGGCCAAUGAGCUGCCUUGGGCCCCAUGUAAGGAGGUGCUCACUCUCAGAAGUGAACAAGUGCAAGGCCACCCUUGAGAGUGAGCCAAUGUUCACUUAAACGCUGUCCUCAUUCUGUGAAUGUGGAAGGAUCAGAAAUCUGCCUUUCCUCCUAGACUACAUUUUAACAGUAGCCUUCUGGAGAUGAUAACAUCACAGCUUCUAAGAAUUACAAGCCACUUUAGAGGGCAGGGUGGCCCCGGCCCAGGUUGGUGCGGAAGACGGAAGAAGCAGGGCUUGCUUUUCAAAUUGCUUCGUGUUGGUGACUGCUGACAACCCCUUAUAUCUCCAUAGGUUGACAUUUGCUUAUUUCUGUUUAAGACAUGGAGGCUGCCCUACGUAGCACUAAACUCAGCUCCAACUCCUUAUUAGAUCUUCUUGUUCGACUGUCACUGUACAGCUGAUCAUUAUCUGUGCUCUAGAAAUAUAAGUCUGCUCUCCAGGAUUUCUGUGUGUGUCAUAAUAGUGUCUUGUCAAUAAUGUUCUUCUGCUACUACACUUGGUAAAUUUUGCUGUAGAUUGGAUGUUCCUGAAUAGCCUUACUCAUUCAUUCAGCUAAUAAUUUGGAGCCCCUACUAUGUGCUCAGCAUUAUGGUAGGAGUUGGGUGUUCAGUAGUGAAAAAAAAUACACACAGAAAUUUAAAAUUCCCAAAUAAUCUUUUUUUGUUUUAUUUAUUUAUUUUUA
Molecule: messenger RNA, 2493 nt
Organism: Delphinapterus leucas (beluga whale)
Lineage: Eukaryota; Metazoa; Chordata; Mammalia; Artiodactyla; Monodontidae
Source: RefSeq, a predicted model, not a curated record